Molecule: messenger RNA, 1308 nt
Organism: Striga hermonthica
Lineage: Eukaryota; Viridiplantae; Streptophyta; Magnoliopsida; Lamiales; Orobanchaceae
Source: the annotation of a GenBank genome assembly
AUGGAGCAAGAUAUUGUGGAUCAGAUGCAUAGAUUCGCUCUCUCCGACAAGGAAAGCUCGGGAAUUGAAAUAUCAGACACAGAUGCUGAACCGGGAGUGUUGGAAUGUUCUCUGAGCCUUAUCGGCAAAAUUGUGGGAGAAAAAAAAGCGAGUAUUGGGGGUUUGCGCACUAUGAUGGGAAUGAUUUGGAAAACAGGCCGGCUAUUCUCAAUUAGGGUUUUGGAUCACAAUCUGUUCCAAUUCCUGUUUCAAUCAGAGGAAGACAUAACUAAGGUGUUAAAAGGGAAAGCCUGGACAUUUGAUGGGCAAUAUUUGCUGCUUAAAGAAUGGAAGAAGGAUGACAUUGAUUUCAAAGCCGGCGAAAUGAAAAUAGCUUUGUGGGUUCAGAUCCACAACCUUCCUCUACACUGGUUGUCGGCGGAAAUAGGCAUCAAAGUGGGCAAGCUUUUCUCCAGUGUGGAGGAUGUUAUUGCACCGGGGACUGGGUCCAGUAAUGGUAGGUUUGUUAAAAUACUUGCUGAGAUUGACAUUUCAGAACCGCUGCCAAGAGGUACCAUGCUGAAAUUAGGGCAGGAGCAACAUUGGAUUGCCCUAAGGUAUGAAAACUUGCCUCUCUUCUGCUUUUAUUGCGGUAGAAUAAGACACAGUGAGAGAACAUGUGAUACCAAAAAGACUGAUGUUCAGAGGAAUGUGAUCAAAACUGGUCAAUAUGGGGACUGGAUUAGAGCUGCUAAUGGGGGUUUUGGGGGAUGGAGAGACGUUAGAACCCCGAGUCACUUGGGUUUCAAUUCCAAUUCUGAGUCUAGUCAAAUGUAUAAGCAAGGGAGAGAGGAGGGUAGUCCGGGUGCAGAAGGGGAUGGUGGGAAGAGUAAGGGGAGUGUGGGGGAGAAACCAGUGGAGGUAGAGGUGGUUGCAGAUAAGGCAAACCCUGUUGUGAUUAGUGAGGGUCCCCGGGUAGUGGUUAGCACAAAAAAUGUUGUUGGUAAUCCCACUAAUGUUGGUCCUAUGUCUGUAACUCCUAUGGAUUUAGACUCUCUCAAGGGGCAUAGGGUGGUUGAGGAUAACUUGGUUGAUGUAGUGGUGCAAUCUUCUCAUCAUAGUUCUGGUAGUACAAAACCAAAAAGAACUUUUGUUAAAGUUGCUAGAAGCAAAAACAUGGAAGACCAGACUAAAAAUAAGAAUGUUGUCUCUACUCUUGUCCUGUCUGGUGAUCAUGCUGGGGUGUCUGUUCUUAAAAGAAAAAUGCCUGUGUUGGAUUCAAAUAAUAAUGAAGUUUUGGAGUCUGUUUUUAAAAAACAAAAAAAAUAA